AUGAGAAAAUGGGUAGUUAUUUAUCUCCUUCUCUCCACAUAUGAGGUCAGUGCUUCGGAGCCUUCCUCUUCCUCAUUCUCUUCUCAUCUCGCCGGUCUGUCGUCACUAGGAACACCAGCCGCCGCCCAGAAUACCAGCCGAUGCUGCCCUACCCACCGCAAACGUCUGAGCACCCCCUUCGCACACGUUGCGUCAUUCACGCAGCCCCCUACACGCCGGCCGUGCAGCCCCCAGCCGGUGGGUUUCACCGUCCCAGAAUCUUUAUCCGCGACAUACAGAAGACAGAUGGAAGCUAGGGCGGCGGUGGCAGGACGCGACCCACAAGCUGUGUACCGAUGCGGGAGAGAGCAGCGAGCCAAGCACCAGGGAUGCGCGACCGAAACGAGGAAGGCCUGCCUCGACGCGGGCUGCCGGCGGAUGACACAGAGACCCGCGAUGGGAAAGAGACGUCUGUCCGACCUGUUGGCUGCCGGCGAUAGAGACAGACGCGCGCGAGAGAGGCGGGUGGACUGAGGCCAAAGCUGAACGCCGCUGAGGGUUGGAUGGUUAGUGAAGAAUGUCGGAGUGGCUGCCGUCUGGGGAGGAAGAAGGAUUUGGGGUGAAAACGGUUUGUAAUUAAGGUUUGGAUGGUUGUUUUGUGAAAUAACUGAAAGGAAAGUUCUAGAUUUAGGGUAAUUUGUGGAAUGGUGUUCACUUUUUACUUCGAUUGGGUUAAAUAACUAAUUCAUUAUUCACA
Messenger RNA from Arachis stenosperma, 736 nucleotides. RefSeq lists its product as uncharacterized. NCBI's taxonomy places the organism in Eukaryota, Viridiplantae, Streptophyta, Magnoliopsida, Fabales, Fabaceae. The transcript has 3 exons. The coding region runs from base 1 to 513 and encodes 170 amino acids. The record is from RefSeq and is a predicted model, not a curated record.